This is a messenger RNA of Acomys russatus (golden spiny mouse), 1728 nucleotides long. It is a transcript of the gene Gfod1, whose product is annotated as glucose-fructose oxidoreductase domain containing 1. NCBI's taxonomy places the organism in Eukaryota, Metazoa, Chordata, Mammalia, Rodentia, Muridae. Bases 9 to 1181 code for a protein of 390 amino acids. The record is from RefSeq and is a predicted model, not a curated record. The transcript is spliced from 2 exons. Gene Ontology annotation, molecular function: nucleotide binding.
GAGCAGCCAUGCUUCCCGGGGUGGGCGUGUUCGGCACCAGCCUCACCGCCCGUGUCAUCAUCCCGUUACUGAAAGAUGAGGGCUUUGCGGUGAAGGCGCUGUGGGGCCGCACGCAGGAAGAAGCCGAGGAGCUGGCCAAAGAGAUGAGCGUUCCUUUCUACACCAGCCGCAUCGAUGAGGUGCUGCUGCACCAGGAUGUGGACUUGGUGUGCAUCAACCUUCCGCCGCCGCUCACCAAGCAGAUCGCUGUCAAAACCCUGGGUAUAGGCAAGAACGUCAUCUGUGACCGCACUGCCACGCCCCUGGACGCCUUCCGCAUGAUGUCGGCUGCCCACUACUACCCCAAGCUCAUGAGCAUCAUGGGCAAUGUGCUGCGCUUCCUGCCAGCCUUCGUUCGCAUGAAACAGCUGAUUGAGGAGGGCUACGUGGGCGAGCUGCUGGUGUGUGAGGUGCAGGUGCACAGCGGCAGUCUGCUGGGCAAGAAGUACAACUGGAGCUGCGAUGACCUGAUGGGUGGCGGCGGCCUGCACUCUGUGGGCACCUACAUCAUCGACCUGCUCACCUUCCUCACGGGCCAGAAGGCUGUCAAGGUCCACGGGCUGCUCAAGACCUUUGUCAAGCAGACGGACCACAUUAAGGGCAUCCGCCAGAUCACCAGCGAUGACUUCUGCACCUUCCAGAUGGUGCUGGAGGGUGGAGUGUGCUGCACCGUUACCCUGAACUUCAACGUGCCCGGAGAGUUUAAGCAGGACGUGACCGUGGUGGGCUCCGCGGGGCGGCUCCUGGCAGUGGGCACCGACCUCUAUGGGCAGCGCAACAGCGCCCCAGAGCAGGAGCUGCUGCUGCAGGACACUACAUCCGUGAGCAACUCCCUGCUGCCCGAGAAGGCAUUCAGCGACAUCCCCUCGCCCUACCUGCGGGGCACCAUGAAGAUGAUGCAGGCAGUGCGCCAGGCUUUCCAGGAUCAGGAUGACCGGCGCACGUGGGACGGACGGCCUCUUACCAUGGCUGCCACCUUCGACGACUGCCUGUAUGCCCUCUGCGUGGUAGACACCAUCAAGAGGUCCAGCCAGACUGGAGAGUGGCAGAACAUUGCCAUCAUGACUGAGGAGCCAGAGCUGAGCCCAGCCUACUUGAUCAGUGAGGCCAUGCGCAGAAGCAGGAUGUCCCUUUACUGUUAGCACUGGGACCUGGUGGACUCAAUCCUGCUGAGUGGGGCCGGUUAGGGGGAAAUGCACAGUGGAGUGGGUAGUCAUGGGUGGGGAUUACGGGAGGAGGGCAGCAUGAAUGCACAGCACUAUGAAGGUGGUCCCCAUCUCAGGUAGAGGGCCCCGUGGUCAAAGGUGGUGGUAGGCCGGUCUCCUAUUCAGGAGGGCCUGCCAUCAUAACUGGGUAUCUGAUAAGAAAAAGGAAGUUUAAUUAGCACCUUUGCAGUCUUUUACUGUGAGAAGCAAGGAGGGUCUGCCCCCUGCGCCCUACCUCAUCCACCCACAAACUUUGGCCUUCUUUGCAAGCCAAGGCUCUGUAUCAGAUGACAAGCUCAGUGGGAACUAGGCUCUCCAUCGGCGCCCCCUCCUGGAAAGAAAGGGUACUUCACCAAAUGUCUACAUAGGUUGUUUUGUUUGUCAUAGGGAGGUGGAGGAGGUGGUGGGGCUGGCGAGAAGGUUGUAAUUCCAGGAAGGCAUUGUGUGUUUAGCUUUAAGGAUCUGAAGUACUUGGUAGCAAAGU